This is a messenger RNA of Sardina pilchardus (European sardine), 1001 nucleotides long. RefSeq lists its product as uncharacterized. Bases 115 to 912 code for a protein of 265 amino acids. The record is from RefSeq and is a predicted model, not a curated record. Gene Ontology annotation, molecular function: oxidoreductase activity. NCBI's taxonomy places the organism in Eukaryota, Metazoa, Chordata, Actinopteri, Clupeiformes, Clupeidae. The transcript is spliced from 8 exons.
CAACCCUGAGCUCACUACACGUAUGACCAAACUAGCUGUCCUUGCGGAAAAGGGCUAGUGACAAAACUGUCAGGCGAAAGUACUUCUCUGGAACGCAGACGAGACGCACAAGUGAUGGCAUCGGAGGAAACUUUCAAGGUAAAUUCCCUGAAAGACAAAGUGACCCUGAUCACUGGUGCCAGCUCAGGAAUCGGAGCAGCGACAGCCCUAUUGUUUGCCAAACUUGGUGCUCGGCUCGCAUUAAAUGGCCGCGAUGUGGAAAAUCUAAAAAAGAUAGCUGAACAGUGCACCGGCCACGGUGCCAUCCAGCCCUUGCUUGUGCCUGGUGAUCUGACCGACGAGGAGACAGUGAGCAAAACUGUGGACCAGACUCUUGCUCAUUUUGGCAGGCUUGAUGUCCUUGUCAAUAGUGCAGGAAUCUUGGCCAUGGGCAGUAUUGAAACAACUGAUUUAGCCCAGUAUGAUAAGGUCAUGAAUGUCAAUGUCAGGUCUGUGUAUCACCUGACCCACCUGUGUGUGCCCCAUUUGAUAAAGACACAAGGCUCUAUUGUGAAUGUCUCAAGUGUCAAUGGCCAGCGAUCGUUUCCUGGUGUCCUUGCCUACUGUAUGUCCAAAUCAGCCAUUGACCAAUUCACUCGCUGCACAGCGCUUGAACUGGCUGAAAAAAAAGUGCGGGUCAAUUCGGUCUGCCCCGGAGUGAUCAUAACUGAAGUUCACAAACGAGCUGGUUUGAAUGAAGAAGAAUAUGCAAAGUUCCUAGAGAAGUGUAAGGUGACCCAUGCCCUUGGGCGACCAGGGGAGGCCGAUGAAGUCGCUCAUGCCAUUGCUUUCCUGGCGUCAGAUGCUGCAACCUACAUAACAGGGGUCAACCUUCCUGUGGACGGGGGUCGGCACGCCAUGUGUCCGCGAUAAUGGGCCUCUCACCUGGAGUGGACCUGGUCUCACUGAAAUGAUCUGUUUGACUGGCGACAGGUGAUAAUAAAAGGUGAUGUUAGUGCUGA